Cynoglossus semilaevis (tongue sole) is the source of this 11237-nucleotide messenger RNA. RefSeq names its product nuclear receptor coactivator 1. The record is from RefSeq and is a predicted model, not a curated record. Gene Ontology annotation, biological process: cellular response to hormone stimulus; positive regulation of transcription by RNA polymerase II. Gene Ontology annotation, cellular component: nucleus. The transcript is spliced from 21 exons. Gene Ontology annotation, molecular function: nuclear receptor binding; protein dimerization activity. The coding region runs from base 947 to 5050 and encodes 1367 amino acids. NCBI's taxonomy places the organism in Eukaryota, Metazoa, Chordata, Actinopteri, Pleuronectiformes, Cynoglossidae.
GGGUCUCGUGGACGCGCGCAGCCCCUGUUUGUUUGUGUUGAGAGAUUGGAAAUGGCGGAGCAGAGCAGAGACCACAGCGACAACUUGGCUUUGCAAACGCGAGUGCGGCCGUCAUUGAAACGUUAAAAAAACAUAACAGAGCCGCGGUUACAUCUCGAAGUCACCGACGCUAUUUUGCCUCUACCGACGGGACACGAGAGGGACACGGCGGAUAAAAGAAGGAUAUUUGUCAGUGUAGUUGUGGAGAAGGAGGAAAGGCAGGCUUGGAUUGAGAGCUUAAGGUGGUUAGCACGGGGCUAAGCUAACAGUGCUAGUUAGCCUGUUAGCUUCUGUGGAAGUCGUGGUGGUGUUUUUUUUCUCCAAAAACCACGCAGGGUUUGUGUUUGUCAACACAAGCUGACGUUGAGAAUUUCGCUAACGGAGGCCGAGCUCGCGCACAACUUUUUGCGUACACGCAGAUCCGAGUUGAGCUGCGUGAAGUUGUAGUGCGGCGGAACCGUAAAUGUUAUCGACGUAGAGAGUGAAGAGUGUGGAUAAAAACGGAGAAGUCAAACGUUUGACUUCGUGUCUCGGCAGCAGUGAAGUUAGGCUGCUUAGCUCCUGCAGCCACUCCAGCUAACUGGCUAGUUUCUGACGCAAGGAACGAGGUUGGAAUUACGGGGCAAAGCGUCAAAGCUUCGGAUCGUUUUCUGCAACUCUGACGGACAAAUAAACACAGUGAGAGGCCGGUGGCCUUACCCAGCACCUGGGAUGGUGCCAUUUGACAGAGUGGCUGUGGAGCCAUAACCCCACCACUACUACAUCUCCAUCGUCUCGACUCUAGAGCCCACUGCACCAAGACUGCUGCCCUCCCAGAAGUUUUGCUCAGUGCCCUGGACAAGGCCACUACAGACAACACAUGACUCAUUCACUGGAGCCCUAGAUCAAGUCAGUUCAAGCUGAAAAAAUGAGUGCAGUAGGGGAAGGCCCGCUGGACCCUGCCACGCCAGAGUCACGCAAGAGGAAGGGCUCGCCAUGUGACACAUCGGUGCAAAGCUUGGAGAAGCGGCGACGGGAGCUGGAGUGCCGCUACAUCGAGGAGCUGGCCGAGCUGCUGUCGUCCAACAUGGGCGACAUCGCCAGCCUCAGCGCCAAGCCCGACAAGUGUCACAUCCUCAGGAGCACCGUGGACCAAAUCCAGCAGAUCAAACGGCGUGAGCAGGAGAAAGCAGCGCUCCUGUCUCCAGAUGAUGAGGUGCAGAAGAGCGACAUCUCCUCCAGUAGCCAGGGCCUGGUGGAGAAGGAGGCAUUGGGGCCCAUGCUGCUGGAGGCCCUCAACGGCUUCUUCUUCGCCGUGAACCGGGAGGGCCGCAUAGUCUUUGUUUCUGAGAACGUGACGAGUUACCUGGGAUACUCUCAAGAGGAGCUGAUGACCUCCAGCGUCUACAGCAUCCUCCACGUGGGAGACCACAACGAGUUUGUACGCAAUCUGCUCCCCAAGAGCCUCGUGAACGGCGGGCCGUGGUCGCAGGAAUCCAACCGGAGAAGUAGCCACACCUUCAACUGUCGCAUGCUGAAGAGGCCACCAGAUGAGGCGGACUCGGAGAACCAGGAGGCACGGCAGCAGUACGAGAUCAUGCAGUGUUUCACUGUGUCUCAGCCUCGGGCCUUGAAGGAAGAGGGCGACGACCUGCAGAGCUGCUUAAUAUGUAUCGCGUGUCGAAUACCUCGCUCCCCUCAGUCUGUUAACAGUGAGUCUUUCAUCACGAAGCAGGACCCUACAGGGAAGAUCAUCUCUAUAGAAACCAGUGCUUUGCGCGCGUCGGGCCGGCCAGGCUGGGAGGACCUGGUCAGGAAGUGCAUCUGUGCUUUCUUUCAGCCGCAGGGCAAAGAACCCUCCCACGCCAAGAAGCUGCUGCACGAGGUAAUGACCCACGGCAGCGCCGUCAGCCCGCUCUACCAUUUCUCAUUAAGUGAUGGCACGCAACACAGCGCUCAGACACGCUGCAAGUUCUUGUGUCCACCCAACCCUGACGUACAGCCUUUCAUUAUGGGCAUUCACACUAUUGACAGGGAACACAACACUGCUAGCUCUCAGGAAAACACUACACCCACGCUUGGCAGCCUUAGCCAAGUCCCCUCCCGCUCUCCUUCCCUUCCUCCCGGCAGCAACUCGUCCCAAGGUCCAGGCCUCACCUCCUCAGGCCUUCACAGCAACAACAGCAACGCCUCCACCCAAGGACUCAACCCAGCCACGCCCGCGGGCUACCUGACGCCCAGUCGGACAUGUCCCCAGCAGCAGGUCAACAGCCCCUCCCCUCUUAGCAGCCCACUCACAGCCACCCCUACCUCUUUUAUGUCGCCCAGGAUGCCACGGGCCAGCCCUGGGUUGGGGGGGAGUCCUCGUGUACCAGGAAACCCCUUCUCUCCCUCGACGCCAGGCCUCCAUUCCCCCACGGGGGGGCUGAGCAGCGGAGGCAGCCUCACUAGGCAGCACUCUGGUGGUGACAGUGGCAGCGCUGGAUCGACGGGGGCCUUCUCUCUGUCCUCUCCUGUUUCUCAGAGACGGGCCAGUACACCCACCAGUGCCUGCACCCGACCUCCCUCUGCCAAACAGGCAGAGUCGGGAGCAGACGGAGAGGACUCUCUUAAAGCCUCCUUGUCUUCUGCCUCACAACUGGGUACUCAAAUCAGACUCAAUCAGCUCCUGGACAGCAACGGGACAGCAGCUGAAUCUAACGGUAAAAACAACAACAACGGCAUCCACUGCACCACAUCACCUCAUCCAUCCAACCCCCAUCCUGGCCCACAGUGCCCCGCCUCCCACAGUACACUAACACAGCGGCACAAGAUCCUUCAUCGGCUGCUCCAGGACAGCAGUCCCAACGACUCGUCAUCCAACGUCGACGAAGGAGACCCCAAGAACGACGUGCAGGUCAAGAAGGAGCCGCCCACCAGUCCUGCAGUUGCCAUGGCGUCCAGAUCCAGCACCAGAGAGCCUCAAGACCACCAGUUACUGCGCUUUCUCCUGGACACAGAUGAGAAGGACUUGGGGGACCUGCCUCCUCCCUCCGCCCUUAGCUUGGAGACAGUUCGGGUGAAGGUGGAGAAAAGAGUCAGCAUUGACGGAGCUGCCUGCUCGGGCUCCUCCGCUGCAGCGGAUGGUGCGUCCAAACCUGCAGGAGUUUCCAGCGGCUCCGGCUGCAUCAGCCCCAAAGCCAGUCCUGUCGCAGAGAAGCGCAGAGACAGUCGCAAGGACAGCAGAGACUCCACGAUGUCUGUUGACAUGGACCCUCUCACCCAGCUGCUGCCUGGCCUCAGAGGCCCGAGUGGGGCCAAACAGAGCGCUGACGAGUCAACAGCCCCUGGUGGAGGCUCCCAGCUCCAGUCUCCCCAGACGCAACCCCCUACCCAGCUCCAGUCCCCCUUGUCUCAGUCCCAGUCCAUACCCCAUUUACAGUCACCGUCCCCCCAGCUCCACUCCCCGUCACCUCAACUCAAACUGCAGUCGCCCACCCAGCUCCACCCGAGCGAGGCCAGCACUCCCCGCAAUGCAACUGUGAAGAGAGAGCCUCCAGGCACCCCCAACAGAGGUCUCAGUGAUGGAGGACCUCCAUCCGGCUGUAGUCUCCAGAGUCAGACGUCCUUUGACUUCUGCAGUCCCCCUACUCCAGGACAGACCCAGGUCCAGGGACAAGGAGCAGGAGACCCCUUCCUGACCCCCAAAGACAGCAGCCCCUUUUCGGAGGCAGACAUCCUCAACCCAUUCAGCUCAAGCACUGGCCUGACGAAGAUGGACAUGGGAGAGAUCCAGCCUCUGGCUCUGUCUGACACCCUGUUGUUCGACAGUCUUGGAACUCCUUUACAGGCUCCUCUGGCUUCACCACAAGAGUUGAGGCGAUGCAAGAAAGCCCGGCUGGAGCAGCUGGUCUCCUUCCUCAGUGGGACGGACGAGAGCGAGCUGGCUAAGCUGGACAAGGCCCUGGGCAUCGACAAGCUGGUCCAGGGCGGCUGCUUUGACCCGAUGCCUCAAAACUUCCCAAACCAGCCACCCACUGCCACCCCGGUUCCCAUGGACCCCAAACUCCCUGCCUACCCUCCGCAGUUUACACCUGCUCCUCAGGCUCAGUUUCCUCCAGAGCUGGUGCCAGUAGGGCCACAGGGCCUGGGGUUCGGAGCCCCCCGAGCGGCUUUUCCCAUCGGGACGGGCAUAGGUCUGAGGCCGGGCAUGAAUCAACCACAGGGUGUAGGCACGCAGCUCAGACUGCCACCCAAUCAGCUGCGUCUACAGCUGCAGCAGAGGGUGCAGGGGCCGCAGCAGCUCCAGAACAGAAUGUCAGGCAUGAAUCAGUUUACUGCAGGAGCCCAGCACGUGAACAUGGGCGUUCGUCAGGGGGUCCAACAGCCUCAGAUUCCCACACAGCCUCCACUGAACGCCCAGAUGCUGGCCCAGCGUCAGAGGGAACUCUACAGCAUCCAGCACCGCCAGCGUCAGCUUUUCCAACAGAAGGUCAUGUUGAUGAGACAAAACAUGGCGGGGGCCCCAACCGGAGCCAUGGGUGCCGUCGGAACUGCGAGGGUCCCGAAGGGUCCAAUCACGACACCUCAACAGCAGCAGCCGCCGCAGAUGCCGCGUGAGCAGAUACUGAAGUCAGUGGAAAAUUCACUCAUGUUUGUCUUGGUUUUGUUUUUUCGCUGCAGUCUGUUUAGUCAGUCAGGACAGAGUGCAGGACAGGCGUUUGGCCAGCAGGGGGUGUACAACAACAUGAGCAUCACUGUCUCCAUGGCGGGAGGCUCAGGCAGCGUGGGCUCGUUACCUCCCAUGGGGCAGACGGUCAGCAUGAGCAACAAUAACCUCAACAAUGUGGGUGCGGUGUGCAGCGACCAGCAGGUGCAGCAGGUUCAAGUGUUUGCCGACGUCCAGUGCACGGUGAACCUGGUCGGCAGUGAGUCCUACUUGAACCAGGGUCCUAUUGGAUCGGCACCGUCCCAGAAGGGCCCCGUGCCGCAGGGCUCCCAGAACAACCAGGCCCAGCAGAAGAGCCUCCUCCAGCAGCUGCUGACCGAGUGACACCACCCCCCCGCCCCCACCCUCCAACAGCUCUCCUGCUCCUUCUUACUUCCCACGCCUCCUCCUCCUCCUUGUCCUCCUCUUUGGACAUCAGCGCUCCAGAUCCAUUGCUGUCUCUGUCUCACCUUUUGGACGAAGGGAUGGAUGUCAGGACGGCUGCAGAUUAGACUUGGGAGAGGUAUAGUUGUGGGUGGAGCCACACAGCUGAACCACUUCUGUGGGGAUGGAGGGGGGAGGGGAUUCAGAGCUGGAUUAAGUUGAACAGCCUGCAAACUGUUAAGGAAAAAGAAAAAGACUUAAGUCAGAAGGAGCAGCAGUGUAUGUGUUUUUUAUUUUGUUUUUUUGUUUUUUAAACCUGCCUGUCUAAUCUGUCUGACAACCUGUCUGUCUGCCUCAGCCUAUUCAAAGGCAGCGUUGUCUUUGCUGCUCAUUCCUCGGUGACCUACUUCCUGCUUCCUGACCCAAGAGUAAAAAAAAAAAACAAACAAACAAACUACAGCGACACCAUCGUAAGAUUUGCCAAGUUGUCGUCACUGUCAAAUCAGGGCCGGCCUCUCUUAUGGUUUUUCUCUCCUUUCUGGUUUUUCUGUUUUUGUUUUACUCUUGUCCUGAUCAGAUGGUUUCUGUCAGCAGCAGCAGCAGCAGCAUUUGAGAGCUGGGGCAGCAGCGUGCAGCUGCUGCUCAGCAGUUUGUUUGUUUUGUUUCCGAUUUAUAUCUUUAAAUUUCUUUCUGUUUUUGGAUCCUUUUUUUUUUCUUCUACCUGUCUCUCAGCGAUGUGGGAAUGUUUAAAGGUUUCAGACCUCUGCGGCAUUGUGGGAUAGAAGCUCAGUACCAGCUGGUUCUGUGACUGUCUCUCUCUAUCAGCAACAGUGCCUGGUGGAAGUUGGAGGGUUUUUUUUUUUCUACAAAUGGGGAAAAAAAACUCUGCUUCUUCUUCUUCUUCUACUACUACUACUUCAACUUGGACUUUUAUGAAAUCCUUUUUUUUAAUUAUUUUUACUCUGAUUUUUGGUUCAUUUCUUUUAUGUUAAUGAAACAGAAACUUCUGCUCUCACCAUCAUCAUCAUCGUCAUCUUCAUCAUCUUUGGGAUCAUCUGAACAAGCUUUGACAACAGCUGGAAUUGGACAGGGCUGGAUGGAUGGACGAACAAACCAACGGAUGGAUAGAUGAAUGGAUGGAUGGAUGGGAGACAGAUCGGAUGCUGCUCAGUUUUUGGAACUUAUGUGUCUUUCUCCCCCUUCAGGGAGGAGGGUGUUUUUUUAAUUAUUUUUAUUAUUUUCAAAGUUAUAAGGUAAGAAAAAGGACUGUUAUAAUUAUUUAACUGUCUGUCCGUCACAUUUUUACCCCACUCCCCCCCCUCACCUCCGCAGCUGUGAAUACUGAGCCCCGUCAGGCUCGUCCUCUCUUCUCCUCUUUCCUCUCUGUGUUCCUUUGGUUCUUUCUCCUCUCAGCCUAUCAGUGUUGUUUUCCACGUGCACCAAGCAGGCGGGUAGUAUUGUACAGUAUAGAAGGACAAAGACUUUUGGGGGAGACGGGGGUGAGCUCACUCUCCUUUCUUGGAACUGCUUUCCUGUUGUAUUUUUUUUUUUAUAAAAGAAAAAAAGAGAGAGAAAAGUGUAAUUAACUCUGAACGGCAAAACUAUGUAUAAUGUGAUUGAUCCAGGUUUUUUUUUUUUCUUUUUUCAACACAACAGAUCUUUCAACGACAGCUCGUCUUUUUGUAAAAUGAUUCUUUUGGCAUCAGGAUAUUGUCAGGUUGCUCAUGUUGCAGUGGGGGGAGGGGGGUGAAGGAGGAAGUGUGUUUUUCCCAUUUUGGCAAAUGUGAAAAAGGAUAGAAAAAUUUAAAGCAAUUUUAAAGCAGAUUUUAAAUAUAGCUCUAGCUCUCUGGCUCUUUCUCUUUAGCACCCCCUUGCGUUCCAGUAAAGUAGCGACAUUUUCUCCGGUGUGAAGGGGUUUGCUUUCGCUUUCUUUCACCAGGAAGCUAGUUAGCCAUCGUUUUAUUUUGUUUCUUCUUCUUUUUUUUUAAUCAUGUAUGUACAAAAAGAACUUUUACAGACAGUACACAUGUUUGUAACCAUUGUAUAAAAAAGUAUAAUAAUAUUGAUGAUAAUACCCCAGAGGUGCGGCGUUGGCUGCGCUCAUGGACAGUCGUGGCAGUGAACGCCUCACCUCUCCUGAGUAUUGUUCCUACGUAAUGACAUUUACCUAGAAGCUUUAGUGGUAGAAGAUCCUAACAGAAAUGUGACGGACGAUUAAUUCAACAAAGAGAUCAGACACAGGAGGGGGGCGGAGUCACAGAAAGAACGUUUUUGUUUUCUUUUAAGGAUUAGAGUUGUUUUUUUGUUUUGUUUUUCUUUCUCCUCACCCCCUGAGAAUGUGUAUUUCCACACUUGUAUGGUCUGUUUUAUUUGGGAUUAUUUGUCUUUUUUUUAUUUUAUUGUUAUUUAACCCUCAUUUCUGGUUUCCUGGCCAAGACUUCACUCCACUGGUUACACACACACACACACACACAGAGGUUCAUCAAGUUUUCUGCCUCCUACUGUUGACGACUCAGUCGGACACUGUCUCUCUCUCUCUCUCCCUCUCUCUCGUGAUAACAGUGAAGUUCCACACAUUGAGUGUGUGCUGACCAACAGUCCACCUCCAGCUGAGACGCUGCAUCUGUGUCACAGGUCAACUCAACGUCAGACGCAGUUUUAAAUUCAUACAUUGAUGAAAAUGUCCAACAGAGUUCAACAGCAGUUGUUCCGUCAGGGAACGUACAGUGACUGGGUGGUGACCCUUAUGUUAGCAGUAGGUGAACUGGUGUCCACAGAAGACACCUGUUGUGGAGAUGUGGGUGAUGAGUUCCACCGGUCUGACCAACAUUAACCUACGGCCAGACCUUUUUUAUAGGGAAGAGAUUUCAUUUCCAAAGUUAUUGGAAAGUUUAUCUGGCAAAUACUUUUUCCCACUCCAGGACUGGAGUCUUUUUAAACCUCUGUUUAAGGUUAAAAAAAAAAAAGUGUCCUCGGUAUACCACCAGAGGGCGUCCAAGUGCCACACGUGGUUGUAGGUCCACUGACUUACAUUAAUACUCUUUGUUUCAAUACACCUCACUGUUUUUGACUAACAUGAGUUCUUCCGUCUUUUUGAAUAGUUUACGUUUCAGUCUAGUUCCAGAAGUACUUCGGAAGUACUUUAGAAAUACUCCAUCAGCAGGGAGGAGUGUCUGAGCUUAAAGUGUUGUCGCCAUCACUCACCAAAUCAAAGUUAAUGAUUCUCUCUUUGGUCUUUAAGACUUCAACGGUUCUGAGCCUCGUAGAUGAUUGUCAACGUCAGGUUCAGAAAUCUGAAAAACUCAACUGUCCUCAUGUGGACGUCAACACCUGAAGCUGAAGCUGCUUCAUCGGUGGGAGAAAAUAAGGCACGUAGGCCCGUGUGGGGGCAAAAGGUUGGCCAUGACGGUCGCUUGGUGUCAGCCUGUUUUAAGUCCUGGUUCAUGGACUCAAACCUGACCUUUGUGUUUAGUAGUGUCACCAGCACAGAGUCACACGUUACCUUGAGGAAACUAAACUGUUGGGAACAAAAAAAAAAACUCUUCCUCUGUUUGUUAUUUUUUGCGUCAGUGUUUAGGUGAAAUGUUGGUCAUCACUCCCUCUAGGUGGACGACACAGUCUGAUGCUGCUUCAGUGGAUUCAUGGCUCCUCCGCCUUUUCUUGUUCACCACUCACUUCACCAUAUGCAACAUUCAGGUCAACAUUCCAACCUACUGCCCCUUGCCGACCCCCCCCUUCUUCUUCCCCAAACUUCCCAACCACCAGCUCCUCUGUUGGUGUAUCAUGUAUUGAACACUCUGUCCUACAGUGACGUCACGUUGACCAAACAGGUGCUCCUCAGCGAUCCUCGUGUAACAUCACACAGAAAACUGUUUAAAAUCAACACCUCAUACUCAGAAGUCCCACAGUGGGAGUACUGCUGCUGUCCCCGGUUCCUAGUACUGAUCCCAGUGGUGCAGAAACACCUUGAGGACGAACCCCGGAGGAAGUUGAUUCUGAGUUGACCUCAGACCUGCCCGCUUGGUUAACAAGGUCAGGUUGUGGUCCGGCUCAGUUUUUUUUUUUUUUGUUUGUUUGUUUUUUAUGUGGGGUUCUGGCGAUGCCGCGUCCAGCAGAUGGCGCCCUAGGCAGCUGCCUACGUGGCCUACAGCAGGAACAGGCUCAGCCUGUUUCCUUAGCAGCACUUAACAGAACUAAAUCUGAAGCACUUCAGACUCGGAGUCGGUUCCUCACACUUCCCUACGGAACGUUCUGGAACGCUGUUUGGUCCACGUGAGCACACAGCUGCACAACAUGUAAAAGAAUGUAUUUUUGGAGUUUCCUGAUGCAACUUCUUCACUUUGUCUUUACACACACACACACUCACACACACACACACUCUUCUGCGUGGAAUAGGCAUUCCUAUGGAACUGGUUUCCCUCUGUUCAUCAACUGUCAUUGACUUUAUCCUGCAACGACCACAACAACGACGACGACAACAACAACAACAUGCCAAAAACGACUUGUGCAUUCACUUUAUCAUGUACUUUCUUUUCUUUCUUUUUUUAUUCAAAUUUUUACUUUUUUAUGCAACAGCAGUUCAACGGAAGCAGCAGUCCCUCAGUACAUGUACCAGGUACAAGGUUGAGUUAUUUUACUAGCGUUGGUGUUAACGUAUGUUGUAUAUAACAGAGAAAUGUGAAUAUGUAUUUGUUCAGAAUCAACAGAGGAAAAAAAAAACCUAGUGCUCCGAGUUUGUGGUAAAUAACUACUCGCCUCCGUCUUUGUUUUUAUUUUAUGAUUUAUUUUUUAUUUUCUACUAUUUUUUCAUCUUUCUGGUGAUGUUUGUUUGUAUGUAUGUAUGUACAUGACUAUCAGUGAGUGCGUUUGUAUGCGUGUAAGUGAUUAAUACUGUAUAUCUGGUGUUCUCUAUGAUGGAAACGAUUCUUCUUCUCCUUUUUUUUUUUUUUCCUUUUUUUUUCCUUUCUCUUUUUUUCCCCAACCCUGCACAGUACCUGUGGGUGUUUCAGAGAAAAAAGAAAAAAAAACUUUUUUGCCAGAGAAUGGUUUUAGCGACUGCUGAAUGUGAUUUUACUGAGAGAGGAGAAGAAGCAGUGUGGACUGGCUUUUUGUACGGGUUAAUUUAAACAAAAAAAAGGCCAUAUUAUUUAAUUUUUUUUUCUCUGUUGUCAAAAGUUUAAGCAGAUCUGGGAGAGUGGAGCCUUGGUUUUGUGGCGAGGCAUUGCCUGCUGGUUCUUGUGGUCAUGAGUGGGAUUGUUUUUUGGUUGUUGUUUUUUUUUUGUCCUUUCUAAUUGUCUGACUGAUGUAGCCUCUCCUCCUCCUCCUCCUCCUCUUCUUCUUCCGUUUUUUUAUUUUACAUCUGUCACCAGUAAUGACCAAAGCUUCAGGAUGUUUUGACAAAUACCAUAUGCAAACCUCAUCAUCACUGGACACCACGUGACAUCACAGACAUUUAGCGAGCAUUGGAUCUCCUGCUUCCUCCUCUCUCUCUCUCUCUCGCUCUCUCUCUCUCUCUCUCUCUCUCUGGUUUACUCGCUUCUCUUGCCUCCCUCACUUUGUUACUCCUCACCUUUUUAUUAUCUGUCAGUCUCAACCGUCUGAGACAGACAUCUCUCCAGCGCCGCCCCUGUGGUCCUUUGCGUCCCUGAAGUGCUCACACCUUGUUUACAGAAAGCAAGAAAACAUUGACUGCUAGCUAUGCACCUUAACCCUUGACCCCAGUAUUUCCUCCAGGUCCAGGUAGAAACCACACUGCUGUCAUUGAAACCUAGAGAUGAAGUUGUUUUUUUUUUUUGUUUGUUUUUUUUUCGAAAUUCACACCAAAAUCACCGAGAUCCUGACGUUCAAGGAGAAUUCUUUUCUUUUUCUUCUUUAGUGAGUUUAGAGUAGGACGCUUUUAAUUUGUACUGAUAAAAAGGAAGACUUUUCUCAGCUUCCAAUCUCAUCCUUUGAUCAAUUACAGUCUAAAAACACCUUUUAUUUCCCAUGAAUACUUUAUACCAAACUUGAGGUGCCUACUGUAUAUACUUUACUGCAGUAAAGGUGUGAUCCUUUGCUGUUUAACAGUAAUAACCUUGUUAACCAGGGUUUUUUUUAAUUAAAGAUAAAAAAACACAUUUUUUCAACUUUUUAAGAAAAACAAUUACUG